Molecule: messenger RNA, 2944 nt
Organism: Elgaria multicarinata webbii
Lineage: Eukaryota; Metazoa; Chordata; Lepidosauria; Squamata; Anguidae
Gene: TXNRD3
Product: thioredoxin reductase 3
Exons: 16
Coding region: 42-1862 (606 amino acids)
Biological process (GO): cell redox homeostasis; glutathione metabolic process; cellular response to oxidative stress
Cellular component (GO): cytosol; mitochondrion
Molecular function (GO): glutathione-disulfide reductase (NADPH) activity; flavin adenine dinucleotide binding; thioredoxin-disulfide reductase (NADPH) activity
Source: RefSeq, a predicted model, not a curated record
CUCUUUCUCCUCUCCCGGCUUGUCUUCGGCGAGGGUUGACCAUGCCGCCUCCAGGCCAGGUCCGGCUCCCGGACUGGGACGGGCUGAAGCUGCGCGUGCGGACUCUGAUUAGCUCUCAUCGGGUCAUGAUCUUCAGCAAGAGCUACUGCCCUUUCUGUAGGAAGGUGAAAGAUCUCUUUCAAUCUUUGGGAGCAGAAUACAGUGUUUUGGAACUUGACAAGAUUGAUGAAGGACCUAGUAUUCAGGAAGUAUUACUGGAAUUUACGGGCCAAAGGACUGUCCCUAAUGUGUUUGUAAAUGGAACACAUGUGGGUGGCUGUGAUCAAACAUUUCAGGCUUACCACAGUGGAUUACUGCAAAAGCUUUUAGGGGAUGGCAAAGGUGAAGAAAUGGAAGCUUAUGAUUACGACUUAAUUGUAAUUGGUGGAGGUUCCGGUGGACUUGCAUGUUCUAAGGAAGCUGCCACCUUAGGCAAGAAGGUCAUGGUGCUAGACUAUGUUGUACCAACACCUUUGGGUACCUCAUGGGGGCUUGGUGGCACUUGUGUAAACGUUGGUUGCAUUCCAAAGAAGUUGAUGCAUCAGGCGGCCCUUUUAGGUCAGGCCCUGCAAGAUUCAAGGAAGUUUGGCUGGGAAUAUGAUCAGCAAGUUAAACACAACUGGGAGACCAUGGUCGAAGCAAUUCAAAACUAUAUAGGAUCCUUGAACUGGGGUUAUCGGGUGGCCUUACGUGAGAAAACUGUGACAUACCUCAAUGCUUAUGGGGAGUUUGUUGGGCCACACAAGAUCAAGGCAACUAACAGAAAAGGACAAGAAACUUUCUAUACAGCUCAGGCAUUUGUUAUUGCCACUGGAGAAAGACCUCGAUAUUUAGGUGUCCCAGGAGACAAAGAAUACUGUAUUACAAGUGAUGAUCUCUUCUCACUGCCCUACUGUCCUGGAAAGACUUUGGUUGUAGGAGCUUCGUAUGUAGCUCUGGAAUGUGCAGGAUUUCUUGCUGGCCUUGGCUUGGAUGUCACAGUUAUGGUGCGCUCUAUCUUUCUUCGUGGCUUUGAUCAAGAAAUGGCAGAGAGAGCAGGUGCCUAUAUGGAAACUCAUGGUGUAAAGUUCAUCAAGAAGUUCGUUCCUAUUGAGAUUAUAAAGUUGGAAGAUGGCAUGCCUGGAAAACUCAAAGUGAUUGCAAAAUCCACUGAAGAAUCACUGAUGAUUGAAGGAGAAUAUAACACUGUUUUGAUAGCUGUUGGUCGUGAUGCUUGUACCAGAAAUAUUGGCCUAGACAAAAUUGGUAUGGCUGUUAAUGAAAAGAAUGGGAAAAUACCUGCAAAUGAUGAAGAACAAACCAAUGUGCCUUAUGUCUAUGCUAUUGGAGAUGUUUUGGAUGGAAAGCUUGAACUUACACCAGUUGCCAUAAAGGCAGGAAAGCUGUUAGCCCGUAGACUUUUUGGAGGGAGCUCAGUAAAGUGUGAUUACAUCAAUGUGCCAACAACAGUGUUUACACCUCUGGAAUAUGGCUGUUGUGGAUUACCAGAAGAACGAGCUAUUGAACAACUUGGAAAAGAUAAUAUAGAGGUAUAUCACACUCUAUUCUGGCCACUUGAAUGGACAAUCCCCGAGAGAGACAACAACACUUGUUAUGCAAAAGUAAUCUGCAAUAAGCUUGACAAUAACCGUGUGAUAGGAUUUCAUGUUCUUGGACCUAAUGCUGGGGAAAUUACCCAGGGUUUUGGGGCAGCAAUGAAAUGUGGCAUCACAAAGGAAUUGCUUGAUGAUACAAUUGGUAUACAUCCAACUUGUGCAGAGGUGUUCACUACGAUGGACAUUACGAAGUCUUCAGGGAAAGAUAUCGCUCAGAGUGGCUGCUGAGGUUAAGCCCUGCUGUUUAAACUAUUUCCUGUUGGCACCGCUUAUCUAUAUGGAAGGUUUUAGAAGCAUUUAAACAUACACGGGUAAAUAAGUAGCAUCUGAUUGCAGUACAUUGUUACUAGAUAGUGCACUUCUGAAACUUCUAUGAAAAGUUGUGGUGUCGGCAGGAAACAGUAAAACAGCAGGGUAAACUUUUAAUCCUGAUUUGCUUAGAAUGGCACUCAAGUGUAUUUUUGAAGUUUUGGCUCUGAACCUCAGCCAGAGGCGAGUCAUAGCUGAUUACUUCUAUGCAAAGUUGGGAAAACCUAUUCGUCCAGUCAAACGUAGAGAUUCCUUCCAGAAGAACUUUUGAAUUGCACAAGUGAAAUUUAAUUUUCUUUGUUUCAGUGCUUUUGUAUGAUUGCGUCAGGCACAGUUGAAUGUAUAGUUAACUUUUGCUAGAAACUCCUCUUAACCCAGUAGGGUCACUAGUGCAUGUUGUUAAUUGUUAACAUGAAUAGUGAGGUUUGUUUGCAGUGUUUAUAAAUAUCCCAAUUUAAAUAGUCAUACAUUGGAAAACAAAUCUAAAAGUUAAUGCAACAUGUCCACAUAUGCAUCAAAGUUUACAGGACACACAAUAUUACAAUUUUAUUUUUAAUCUAUAGCUCCUUGGUCACCAAAGAAAGUAACGUUCUCAAAGGAACAAAAUUAUAAUUUUUACACAUUAUAAAAAUUUGUCAGAGUAUUUUGGCAAAACAAGGUCCAACAUCUCUAUCUGAGAAUUCCUUCACAUUUGACUACUCAAGAAAAAAUAUUUCCAUAUGAAAUUGAAAUCUUUUCAUGGUAAUCUUUCCCAUUUAUGGAAGUACUAUGUCAUAGCAGCGAACAUUGAAUUAUCGUGCUUUGUAAAAUUCCCAAUACAGUAAAUGGUUCAACACCGUCUCCAGUUAUUUUGAGGACAUUAGGCUUGGAUUACUUCAUUUUGUCUUAAGUAUGUAUGUUCUGAUGUAUGUUUUUAUUUCAAAAGCUGUAUCAUAUGAACAGUUUUAAGAAAUAUUUAUGGUGUAUCAUGGAUUUUAAAGUUCAAUAAAUGAACAAUGUCA